Cydia pomonella (codling moth) is the source of this 995-nucleotide messenger RNA. RefSeq lists its product as uncharacterized. Bases 194 to 538 code for a protein of 114 amino acids. Lineage: Eukaryota; Metazoa; Arthropoda; Insecta; Lepidoptera; Tortricidae. The record is from RefSeq and is a predicted model, not a curated record. The transcript is spliced from 3 exons.
UGUCAAAGUCGAAGCAAGAAAUUGUCUUAGAUUUUCAAUGUGUUCUUACUCAAUAAAUUUGGUAUAAUCUUUAAUGAGUUAGUUUGCAAUAUUGGUCUGGGAAUCUCUUCUCUCAUCCGUGGAAGCCGAAGUGGCAGUCCAGCACAGAUCGAGGACCCUAAAGCGACACAUCGCGUUGGACCUCGGACGGAGUAUGGAGUCACCGCUCAAGGCAUCCCUGCAGUCCCUGUGCAACACCACUGACGUUACUGAGAUGAGGCGAGAACAGUGCAAAGGUUUCCACGUCUACAGUUCCGAAUUCUUCAGCACCAAAACCCACAGCCGGCCAGGCUUGAAGCCCAGCACCAACGCCACAGAAUAUCUUGGCUAUUACCUCUGGGACGAGCCUUAUGGAAACCACACAGCCACCAUGCCUAAAGACUCGUCCUAUGCUAAACUAGCGAAGGAGAAUUGUCCUAGGAUUUACAGUAAAUUCAUGGAUACCGACGGGGAGAACAUUCACUUGGAGAAGCUUUCGGAAAGUUCGACAUUGCCAUAGAGAAAUAAAUAAGCGUAUAGUUCGUGCGGACCCCUUUGUUUGACAUAAUUAUUAAAAGUCAUAAUGUAAUGAUUGUCAGAUUAUCAUUAUCUUAAUACAAAUAUAGGGUAGGGUAGGGUAGGCACCCAGGUCUAUUCCUCAAUAUAUAGCCAAUGCUAGGCAGCCAAGAUGUCAAUCGUUUGCGCCGUAGCGAACAUAACGCUGAUGUCUCUCUGUCGCACUAUAGAAAAGUAAUAGAGAUUGUUUCGUCCGCUACGGUGCAAAUGAUUGGCAUCUUGGCUAGGCCCUCUGUACAGUCAGCAUCGAAUGGUUAGUGACUGACAAAAUGGCUGUAAAUUUGAUUUCAGUGUAUUUUUUCUGAACGUGUUCAUGUACCCGUGCCAACAAAGAGUUGAGUGGUUAUUCUAUUUAAUUUUGUUUAUUUUGGUUAUGCAAUAAAUAUCAAAUAUGUAUCAAG